UUAGCGCUGAGGAGUGGAUGGGUGUGGGUCAUGGCGGCGUUUCUGUACUGGUUCGUGGUCGCGCUGCCUCUGUGCUGGGCAGGCCAAACUAAUCUGAGGAGUCCGGAGGAUGUUCAGGUCUAUGUUGUAAAUACAAAUUUCACUCUAAGUUGGAACUACACUGGGAAUGAUACCAAUGUGACAUUUUCAGCAGAAUACAGGUGGUUUGAAAAUACUGAGACAAAUGGAACAGAGUGGAAGGGGUUGCCUGGGUGUCAAAAUGUUACUUGCACAGAAUGUGACUUUUCCUCAGCAAUAACUGAAUACUAUGAUACUUAUCAUGUGCGUAUAAGGGCUGAAAGAAGGGAAGAAGUGUCUCCAUGGUCUAGCACUUUUGAAAUGAUUCCAUAUUUUAUAGCUCAGAUUGGACCCCCAGGAAUAGUGUUGCAGUCCAUAAAUGGAGUUAUAAAAAUAAAGGUUUCUCCUCCAGAAGAAAAUCAGGCCCGAAAAAUGUGGAUAACCCCUCUAGAUUUUAAAUAUAAAGUCGUUCUCUGGGAAAGUUCAUCAAAUUCAGAGUUCAGAAGUCAAAGUAUUUUUCCUACUGACACAAUUGAUGAUCUUGCACCAGACACUACCUAUUGUUUGAAAGUUCAAGCAACUCUUCCUUUGGAACUGCAGGAAGGUUUAUUCAGUCCUAUUCAUUGUAUAAAAACAACCCGUAAAGUGAAUGACCUACUCUGUGCAACAAAUCUGAGAAUUCUUGCUUUGAAUAUGGAAUUUCAUCUGCAUUGGACUAAUCAGUAUAAACAACAUGUGAGCUACAAUGUACAGUAUCUCAUUGGGUAUCUGAAGAAACUUCAUGAUGAUUACUCAGUGAAGUGGCUCAAUGUACACGGGUGUGAAAACAUCACUGAUAAACAGUGCAACUUUUCGUCUAUCAUCACUACUACUUAUGGAUCUUAUUACCUCCGUGUGCAGGCCAUAAAUGAAUAUAAUAGAUCAUGUUUGUCUAAUGAAGUAAAAGUAGAUCCUCUGAUAACAAAUGAAAUUGGCCCUCCUGGUGUAAAGCUGGACAUCAGUAAUGCUUUGCUCCAUAUCCAGAUUUCUCCUCCAGGAGGAUCUGAGAGUGAAGUCAUGAGGGACCAUUAUGACUUGUCUUACCGGGUUCUAUAUUGGACGAAUUCAUCAAAUAAUGAGGAGGAAAUCAAAGUGAAAGAGAUAAAACAGACAAUAGGGUCAAUCUCUGAUCUAAGACCCUCGACUUUGUACUGUGUAAAAGUACAGGCAUUUUCAGAAGCUUAUAACAAAAGCAGUCAUUUCAGCAAAGAGGAAUGCAUCAAAACACCUGGAGAUAAAAUUUUGCCUCUGGUCAUUUUAGCAACGUUUGUAAUUGCCCUGAUUGCUGUCUUCCUUGUGGCUGUGCCUCUUGGUUUUGCCCUGUAUCAAGCCUACAGUAAAAUCAGAUACGUGUUCUUUCCAUCAUGCCAACCUCCUUUGAAUAUAGAGGGUUUUGGAGGACAGCUUUUUAGCAGUCCUUAUUUGUUAACUGCAGAAGAACCAAUAGAAAAUUGUUCUAUAAUUGAGACUAUCAUCACAGAAGAAGUAAAUCAAAUUGUUCUCAAAGAUUACAAAUCUUCUAAACAGAGAAGUCGAGACUCAGGAAAUUAUUCUAAUGAUGACAAUACUUCAGGAAGCAAAGUAUCAGAAGAAAUGUUAGAAAAGGAAACAGUAUAACAUCUAAGACAAUAAAAGCCAUAAUGGGACUGGCAGCAUAAUAAACAUGUAAAAACUUUUAACUGUGACAGUGGCAGCUUAAGGAGAGCAGUGUCACUUUGGGAUCCUUGUCCUCAGGUUUCCAAAUCUGCACUUUGUUAGUGGAAAGUUACAUGCCCUCUCUGCUGCAAGAUAACUGAAGUUCCAUUACAGCACAGUUGAUUCCUCAUACCUUACAGCAUUUUGACUGAGUCUUCAUCACGUGAGAAAAAGAAUACUGUCUGCGUAAAGAGGAGCAGAUCUGCACACUUUAUAUAUUUGAACCUGGUAACCUCAGCAAAAGUAUACUCUGUUCCAUGAGAAGAAUUUCUGAAAAUCCUAAAGAUUUGUUUUAAAUGCCAGUGUGUACUGUGACAGAAGCCUUAAAUUCCAGUAUUGAAUCUUACGAUGUUUACACAGGCAGAAGGGAAUAGACGCCUGAUACAAUUUUAGGAACUUUUCUGACAUUCUCUUCCAGCCCCCUCAGGGGCAGUGCUUUUUGGUUCAGCUGGUCCAGAACAAGAGAUGCAAAGAGCUCAACAGUAGCCUCAGUGAGGUAGCUGCUCUGAGCCUACUUGUAGAAUUCCUUGUGCCCACUGGCAUGUUCACAUAUCUGUGUCACUGUGUCAGGGUGCUCUUUUCCCCUCUCCAUACUCACCCUAUGGGAAAAAGCAGGAAGGAGGUUCACUUCAUUUCACUCUGAAAUUUUCCUUUAUGGUAAAAGUUCUUUGUAAAUAGAGGUUGGGUCAAAUAGAUUUUCACUGCAUUUAGGAUGAAAAAUAAGCAGAAACUAAAAUGACAAAAGCAUGUUAAGAGGCCUUGGUUUGUUUUUUUUUUUUUCUGUUUUAUGCAUCUAAUUGAACUGUAUUUAGAAGUGUGAAUCCUUUUUUUUAAAAGGAGGAAACUUCCUUCUGUAAUUAGAAGGACCAAAGCUGAGUUUAGAAAAUGCCUUUUAACAGAAAGGUGAGGAGCUUUUCCAGCUUAGUCUCAUUUUACCAGCAGACUUUCCUUUGGAAAAAAAUGUAAGAUCUGCUGCAGUAAUGUUUCAGUUUUCAUACCACUUUCUUCUGAAGUAAUUUUUAAAAGUAGCUUGUUUUGUAUGAAGAAAUUGAUUUAGAGUAAACCAGUUUUGAGCUUCAUGUGGGCUAUUGU
Messenger RNA from Pezoporus occidentalis (night parrot), 2883 nucleotides. RefSeq names its product interferon alpha and beta receptor subunit 1 (gene IFNAR1). Gene Ontology annotation, molecular function: protein binding; type I interferon receptor activity. Gene Ontology annotation, biological process: type I interferon-mediated signaling pathway. The coding region runs from base 31 to 1713 and encodes 560 amino acids. The record is from RefSeq and is a predicted model, not a curated record. Lineage: Eukaryota; Metazoa; Chordata; Aves; Psittaciformes; Psittacidae. Gene Ontology annotation, cellular component: plasma membrane. The transcript is spliced from 11 exons.